Messenger RNA from Podarcis lilfordi (Lilford's wall lizard), 5923 nucleotides. Lineage: Eukaryota; Metazoa; Chordata; Lepidosauria; Squamata; Lacertidae. The record is from the annotation of a GenBank genome assembly.
AUGGCAACCAGCCCCACCCCCAGAGGUGGGCUCACCGGUUGCCCAGCUCCGUGGAUUGGCGGAGAAUUUGCUCCGCCCCUGGGCGGAACCUACUUCUCUACCCGCGCAGAGUCGGCCCGCUCUGAGCUUCCCGGCCUGGCUGUGGCGCUGAAGUGCGCGCGCACCGCGCAAGCGCCGUUUGGCGGACGGGUCGCGCCGAGGGACAGGCUGCGCCGACGCGCUCCGCUUCCUGCGAGGGAAAGUCCAGGCUUGAGACAAAAGGGGGGGAGGCGAGUAGGGAACAUCCGGGUCAUUCGCCGCCGCCGCCGUCGCCUGAAUCCGGGACACGCGCGGGAGCUGCUGCUGCGGCCGCUACACGGUGAGGCCUUUGGCGGGAGGACGCCUAGGAAGAGGCCGCGGGCAGGAGCGGGAAGCGGAGGAGGCGGCAGCGGCGGACUGGGCCUAGAGGCAGCCCGGAGGCGGAGAGGGAAACGCGCGGCGGAGGCCUCUCAGCCCGCGGAGCGGCCGCCUUCUCGGCCUCCUCCCGGGGCUCCCGCUGGUCCCUCAAGGUCAGGCCUGGCUGCUCGCGCUCCGCCUCCGGGGCGAGGAGAAGGCCGGGCCGGGCCCAUAGCCGUGUUCCGCCGAGGCGGGGCUGGUUGCUCCGGGGCCGGGCCGGGCCUUCCUGCGGCGGCGGCGAUGCUCUUAAGGCUCGCACGGGACUCCUAGGCCGCGGUACUCCUCCGACCUCCUCCCCCCGCCCGCCCGCCCGGUUGUUGGACUUGGGGAGGGAGGAGGCGGCGGCCUGCGGGAAGCAGCAGCAGCGCCCGGGGAGGGGCGAGAGGCUCAGGGUCCUGGGAUCCUCCUUUCUCUUCCCCCUCCCCCUCCCGCCUCGUCGGGAAAGCUGACAGUUUCCGGGGCUGCGGCGGCAAUGUCGCCCCAAGACGGUUUUUUGCGGCCCAUUCGGUGGCGGCGAUGCGGAAAACUUCAGCUGCCCUGACUGGCAUCUGUUUUGUCUUGCAGAAGGACCUUGAAUAUGUCGGGGAUUGCGCUCAGCCGACUUGCGCAGGAGAGGAAAGCCUGGAGGAAGGACCACCCGUUUGUAAGUGGUAGCAUCUCCCACUGUGAAGAUGAAGAGGAGGAGGGUUUUGUUUCCGGCAUAACUCCAGCCCCUUUUUGGUGUUCUAACAUUCCAAAAGAACCAUUAGCUCAGCAGAGAGGCUUUUUCAAAAAAUGAAAUAGUUGAUACUAAGUGAAUAAGCACAGUACUUGAUAUUGCAUUAGUAAAAAGUAUGUAGAAUCUGUAUUUAAAUGCUAAAUAGAAAUAGCCACCAAGGAAUAAUAUAUACAUUUUUUGAAGAGACACAUUUAAAGUUAUUUUGUUUAAAAAAAAAAGUUGCACAUUGUAAACAAAUGAUUUUCAAAGACACCCUGAGUGCCUUUAAUCAGGGCAAGUGCCUGUAUUCUUUCCAAAAUUCUAAGCAGCUAUUGGACACUAUCAGUGGCUCACUAGAAACUGGCUAGUGGUGAGCCACAACCAAUAUUUUACACAUUUCUGUUCUACAACAAAUAAUAAACAAAGAUGAUCACUUAGCUAUUGCAUAAAAAUGCACUUGAUUUCUCUCUGAAAUUCUAGUCUCUGAAUGUCUUCAACAUGCUGAUAAAGUAUGUACACGGUCACAGUGAGUCUGAAGUCCUAAACAGUGUAGUAGCCAUUGUUGGCCAUACUCAAAGUUGACCUGCUAAGCGUACUGGGCCUAAGGUAGCCAUGUCCAUUAAUUUAAAUAGGCCUACUGUGAGUAGGACAUUGGAGGAGCACAAGGUUCUGUGACUAGCCCUUUCACUAGCAUACACUGUAUGUUGCCGUGAUAUCGCACAUCAUCUUCAGCUAACCUUUUAAUUGUUUUAGGGUUUUGUAGCAGUACCAACAAAAAAUCCAGAUGGUACGAUGAAUCUCAUGAAUUGGGAAUGUGCUAUUCCAGGAAAGAAAGGGGUAAGGUUUUGGAUGCCUACCAACAUUACUGUUCCGUUCUUGGAAGAUAGUAUUUUAUGUUUGGUGUAUACUAGUUUAAGGGUACUUCGGUUAUAUCAAAAUGACUAAAUUUCCAUUCACGCCGAAAUUACUGUUAACUGCAAAAAGGAAUCAUCAGUCUGUGUCCUAGUUAUUUCUCAGCUGGAUGUUUGAUUGGUCGUUCUGAAACAGUUUGCUGCUUGUUUCCUAAUAAACUCUCAAUGCAAUGGAAUUGAGUGGCCCGGGUGUCUCCAUUGGAGAGCAUGAAGAUGCUUUUCAGAAUUCUUCUCAUUCUGCUCUUAACGGGAAAGUUUGUAUUGGCAAGACUGGAGUUGUAUCUACUCAGUAAUGGUAGAAUAGGCUAAAAAGGCUUGUAUGGAAAGAAAAGUUAGCAUGUUCUUAAAAUGGGGGAGAUUUAAAGCGGCUGUAGGAGAAGCAAUAUUUUAACCUGGUGUAAAUCUUUCACAGUGGAUUUGCAAUACUUUGCUGCGUUAGUUGUCUAUCUUGAAGUAUAUAUGUGUGUGUUUGUAGCUGCCUGAUAUUCUCAUUGUACAUUAUACUGGAGAGUAUGCUAGCCUAGGCAGCUUGGUCCUAGAUCACUCAAUAUUUCUAACCUAUGCUAUGCUCUCCUGACAGACACCAUGGGAAGGAGGCUUAUUUAAAUUACGGAUGCUUUUCAAGGAUGAUUAUCCCUCCUCACCCCCAAAAUGUAAGUCAAGUGAGAUUAACUCAUAUAAACUGCCCAGAAGUAUUUUUUGAUUAAGCAGUAUUUGAAUCUUGCAAAGUAAACAAAAUAAUGAAAGACUUUCAGAUUAAGGUUGUUAAAUGAUGUAGUGACCCUAGCAACACAAUAGUUUGCCACCUGUGUUGUGAAAUCUAUUCCUUUCACAGGAUGCUUUCAACAGUGGUCAGAUCUAAAAGUACUUGAAGAAAUGUAUUAUUUCUCUACCAGAUUUCUCCCUCGUUUUUGCCUGUACAAAUAUUAGGAGUCCCUGGAGUAGGAGAACAAAUUGUCCUGAACCACUGGAGCUCUGUCUUCAUUAUUUCCUUUGCCCCGUUUUGUCCUGAAAUUGUUUCUAAUUUCUUAUGGAUAGAAGCUCUGGAAAGUGGCCCUCAAGUGACAAAACAAAAGCUGUGGUGUUGUUUCACAGCUUCUGGUGUCCCCAUGGAUCCUUAGGUGUUGGGCUGCUCCAAGUUUGCUGCUCUUAAUAGUUUUUUCAAUAUUGUUAAUAACUGCCUUGAAUGACCUUUUGUGCAACAGGCAGAAAAAUAUUUUAAUAAUUGUUUUAAUAUUUUCCCUUUUGGUUUAAAACGAGGAUAAACAGAUGAAUUUUUUAAGUUUAAUUCUACUGAUGUUUGUUUUUUUAAUGAUUGCUCCCCCCCUUCAAUGUUUUUCACUGUUUCUAUUUUAGUUGUAAGCUGCCUUGAAUCCCUGUUGAUGGAAAAAGGCGGUAUAUAAACAAACAUAAUAGAAGUGGCUUCAUUGCCUGUUGCCCUUAUUUGAAUUCACUGUUUUCUCCCCCCCCCCCCGAAUGUUUCACUUGAUCUUGUUAUGAAUGCAUCCAGAGGAAAUAUUUCCCCCUCACUUGCUCUCCACUUUAAGCAGGUGUGUGCGCAUGCGCGCGCACCUUUCUCCUAAGCUGCAAUUCUUUAAAUUGUAGGUGGUGGUGACAGUAACAGCUGCUCUCAAACAGCAUCCCCUGAAUGAGAGUGAUGAGCAGUGUGCUGAUUGGUGGAUCAAAGUGUGAUUGUUGCAAAUAAAUUUACUUGAGGCUCCUUUGAAUCAGCAAGGGAUUGAUUCAGCUUUCUGCCUAAGAGCAGCAGAAGCCCAGCAGAUGUAUCCCAGUAGGAUUUUCUCACCCAGGUUUUUAAGCGCAAAUCACCCUCUUCCCUUGCAACCUGGGAAAGUGCAAGUUGCGUGAUGCCAAAAAGUUUUUUUCUCCUACAGUGAAGUAGUCACAUGAUGACAGAUGAAGCCUUUCCACAUAAUUGCUUGGCUUUAUGUCUGAACUAGGUCUUCUCUUGUGCAGGCAAAUUUGAGCCACCCUUAUUUCAUCCAAAUGUGUACCCUUCAGGCACUGUGUGUCUGUCCAUCCUAGAAGAGGAUAAGGAUUGGAGGCCUGCAAUCACAAUUAAACAGGUAUGCAUUUUUCUCUACACAAAAAAAGGGCUACAGGAGGCUGGGAUAGACACUUCCCUGGGUGGGUUUAAAUUGAGCCAAGUGCCCCUUUUCUUGGCAAAAAUCACAGAAAUGCAGUAAGCUAGUAUUGCCUGCUCUGAAUGGCAGUCUCUCUCCAGGCAGAUAAUUCUUCCAUCUCACCUACUGUGCAUUUCUUGUACCUGGAGAUUAAGCCUGAGACCUAUCCAAAGCAUAUAUCUUACCAGUGAACAGUGCUCCCUGGCAGCUGUUGAUUCACAUAGUUCCUGAGCAAACAUGCAUACUGAGUGGCGGAAGUAGUUAACUCAUCUGGUUGCAGUUAACCUGGGAGUCUUGCUGCCUUGAAACAUAGCCCAAAACUUCUGGUUAUGUGGCCAUCAUACUUUUUGCUCUAGAGAACAUAUAACUACUAUGGGAAGCAAAACAAUUGUGGAAUCUAGAGUUUCCAUAAGAACACUAGCAAAGAGAGAGGCUGCAGUCGCUUUGCACCCUGAACUCAAGUCCCUUUCAUAAACAUACUUAGGGUUGGACUUUACCUGCCUGGAGCUUUCCAGAAAGCAAGAGUGCUCUCUGGCAGGACAAUGAGUUGUGUGCAAUGUUAGUCAAACUCAGCGUGCAAGGUUAGUCACACUUGGGGUGGACUUCAGUUGGCUACAGUCCAUGUUUCUCCAUGACAUGAGAAGCCAACGUGUACACUCCAAAUCACUGGAAGAGCAGGAUAUAAUUCAGUGUACUUGGAAAGGUCUUGGGUUCAUGUUUAAGAGACUGUUUUGAGUGGAAAGUCUGUCUUUAUUUUUAGAGAGCGCUGAAUAAUUAAGCUAAAUAAACAAUCUGAUGUAAAAUAAAAACAGUUUAGUAUAUAUUUAUUCAAAAUCAUUGUGGCCACACAGGGAGCUUCUCAUGUUUCAACUGCAUUUUCUCAUGCAGACUUAAAAUCUGUUUUAUAACAAUACUUGCGUGAAGGGUGUUUCUUUUCUUCUGUGCUCAUAGAUCUUGUUAGGAAUCCAAGAACUCCUAAAUGAACCAAAUAUUCAGGACCCAGCUCAAGCAGAGGCUUACACAAUUUACUGGUGAGUAGACUUCACCUGCUCUGAUGUGAUACCCCUUGACAAUUGCAGUCACAGUAGACAGAACCAAAUAUCCACCAUGUCUCUUUCCCUGUCAAUCAUAGUAGGUAAGCAUUUGUGUAACGCUUUGGGGCUAAACUAGACAAAAAAAUGCAGGAGGCAGCUGCUUCAGAAGUUGGAGUGAAUCGCUGCCCUUCCUCCAAAAUUGUUUGUGUUAGGAAGGAGCUGUUGGCACCAGUGAGGCUUCUGUGCAAGGAGCAGGGGCUGAAAUAGUUCAGUUGGUAGAGCAUGAGACACUCAAUCGCAGGGUUGUGGGUUUGAGCCCCAUGUUGGGCAAAAGAUUUCUGCAUUGCAGGGGAUUGGAUUAGAUGACCCUCAUGGUCACUUCCAACCUUGCAAUUCUUUGAUUCUGUGAAGUGCUUCACCUAUGUUAACCAUGUUGCUUGUAAAAAUGAUACCUUCCUAAUUCAUAUCCAUACCCCUUUCCAUCUCCAGUCAGCAACUCCUGGGAGAUCUGUUAGAUCCCAGUGUUCUGAAUAUUCUGCAUGUGGGGUCUUAAGUGUUUGAUUAUCUCAAGCUAUGGGCUUGAUAUAGAAUGCCUCAUGCAGAGAGAUCUUUUAAAAGUCAAGUCACCUUUCUCUUUUUAGCCAAAACAGAGUGGAAUAUGAAAAGAGGGUUCGAGCACAAGCCAAGAAGUUUGCACCAUCAUAA